CUCAUUGUCAACAACAAAAAUAAACAAAGAAGAUUCAUGUUCAUAAAUGGAGUUCUGGAACCAGCCUCAGCCAUCCGUGGCACAUGACCACAGGCAGAACAAAAGACAGGGUCCAAACAUUAUCGACUCUCGUGGGGCAGAGAUGACGCCUAUGUUACUCACCAGGCAAAAGGAGCCUGUAUCGAUCCUGGUCACAGAAAAUGCCCACAUGGGGGAAGAGCUGGGACAGGAUGGGACUGAAUUGGCCACGGCCAUAGUUCAGGCCAAGAUAGUUGUGGAAGUGGAGCACCGUACCUAUCAUGCCGGUUGCUACAAUAGGAAAUGUUGGAUGUGGUUCUUUAUUUUUCUUUUGCAGUUCACUGGCCUGAACGCUGAGAAUUGCACGGUGUGGAGUGACCAUGGGGGCAGUUAUUUCGAGGUAUUAAAUGCGAUUAUUGGCAUCGGACUGUCCAGCCACCACACCAUUGAAUGUCCUCACGGCUGCUGCGGUGAAUGGCGAGACGUCUGCUGUGAAGAGCAGAAAGUUGAACCCGCCAAGGCCGAGCCAGCAAAUGAAACACUCACAAUGGAGCCGCCGGAACCGCUAAAAAAUGAUCCGCCUGUAGCUGAACCUGCCAAUAAAGAAACUGAAGAAAAAGCAGACAGUUUCUACUUCAUUGCAUUUGGCAUCCUCUUGCUGUUUGUUAUAAUCAUUAGAUCGAUGAGAAAGAGCAAACCGAGGAAAAGGCGUUAAGAACAUUUGGUAAACAAAUGAAUGAUGAAAAAACAGCAAGUGAUUAUAAAGUGGCUGGAGGAUCUGUCUUACAUCUUGUACUUGCACUAAGAGGAGGAUGUCUCUGAAAAAUGAAAGAAAUGUUUAACAAAUAAAUUUAAAAUAAAAUGCUUCAUCAGUAACAGAAUUUAAUGUUCAAACAAGAUUUGGUUGCUUUAAAAGGAUCCUUAAAAAUGUUAAGUUUUUAGUACUGCACUUUGAAACUGUUAAAAUGUAAAAAAAAAUUACCUUUUUUUACCUCAAGCCAUAAUGAUUUCUUUAGAAAAAGAUUUUAUACAGUAAAAAAACGUCUAAACUGGCUAUUAAAUCAUGUAAUAUAGACUGUACAAAAUAUUUUUGAACUUUUUUUAUUGUCAGUGUGAAAUCAACAAAGUUGAAUGGAUGGCUACAUUAUUAUAAACACAAUUAUUAUUUAUUUUCUUCUGUUUUAUAUACUGACAAAAAGCAUUGAUAAAAAAGAAAAAUAUUUUCCAAUUACUUUAUAAGAACUAAAACUAUCAAAACAAGAAAAAAUUUUAUGCUCACAAAUUCCAGAAAUGAAUUAAUUAUAAAAUUUUCACAUUUAUUUAG
Molecule: messenger RNA, 1342 nt
Organism: Physella acuta
Lineage: Eukaryota; Metazoa; Mollusca; Gastropoda; Physidae
Source: RefSeq, a predicted model, not a curated record